GUCAACGAAGGCCUCUCAGACCUGUGCCCUCCUCCGGGAGGAAAAGGAUACGCACAUCAUCCAGAGCUCGCCAUACUGCUGGAUCGCGUCGCCCAGGUACCUCCUCCG
Messenger RNA from Nannochloropsis gaditana CCMP526, 108 nucleotides. RefSeq lists its product as uncharacterized. The transcript has 2 exons. The annotation marks the transcript as partial. The record is from RefSeq and is a predicted model, not a curated record.